This is a messenger RNA of Durusdinium trenchii, 1326 nucleotides long. The record is from the annotation of a GenBank genome assembly. Lineage: Eukaryota; Dinophyceae; Suessiales; Symbiodiniaceae.
AUGGGACUCGACCGGUUUGCCUUCAUCCUUUUCUUGCUCGUGCCUGCUUGGAGCAUGCGCCAGGCCAGCAAUGGUACAGCUUGCGACUCCUUUCUCCCUUUUGGGCGAAAGUGUUGCGAAGCCAAGUGCGAUGGGAAACGGGGCGACUACGACCGCGGCUCGAACGUGGAGGAUCUCGAGUUGUAUGAGUGCAUUCCGACAUACGGAGCCUUCAAGAAGCCCAAAAGGACCUACGGAGUCUACGAAGCGGACGACACACCCAUCACCUCUAAGGAGAUGAAUGACUACAUCACCGCUUAUCGUCAUCACAGGACUCUCUCGCAGCUUCCAGAGUCGGACUAUGUUUGUGAGGAGACAUGUCGUUUUCUCUACAAAGGUGAGCAAAAAGAUCCGCUGAACUACAAAACGCUCAAGGUCUAUCGCUCUGGCCUCUCCGAGCGGCCGAGCUUCCUGCUGAACUUCGCGCAGGUCCAGAUCUUCGCCGAGGCCUACCGGUGUAUCUUCUACAGCGGUGACACUGACUACUUCCACACCCUGAGGCUCAUGGAGGCGAUCCUGGAGUCGGCGCCCAACUCCUUGGUGCAGCUCUAUGCCCUGGUGAUCUGGGCGAUCCCCGGAGGCAUUGAACUGGAACAUGCAGCAAGCCUUCUGAGAAUCUCUGUGCUUUGUUCCUUCGUCUCCGUCGGCCUGGGCCUGGCGAUGUGGGAGCAGAAAGUUCAGUUUCGGACUUCCUCCGGGUACGUGGCAGCCGUCGCCAUCAUGAGGGCCUUUGAGAUCGCCGCACGGAGCGCCACGCUCGCGGUCUUCUCAGGUUUGACCCACCCGUAUGGCUUCUUUUGGUCCCUAGCCGCAGACUACUGCAUCAUGCUCUUCUUAAUCGUGCGGCACCAGUCUGUGCAGUUCACCUAUGGCUUGUUCGUGGCGUUGCCCUUGGUGCUGGUGAGCUUGGAACCUUUAGUUUGGCGAAGGGAAGAUCAUGCGGUGCCCAAGGACUCCUACUACUUGGUGCGAGUGGCGGAGUUCGUAGUGAUGUGGAUGGUGAUCAUCCACAAGCAGGGACAACAGGCGGCGACCAGCAGCGCCGCAGAGAGCUCGGUGCUGGGCUGCGAGGUGUUGGCCUUGUUUAGCAUGCUGGGGCUUUUUAUCACUCUUCCCUUUGUGUGGCGCGUGGCGCGGCAACAUGAGCUUUGCCGGGACGUCGCUGACUGGGCGGAGGAGGGGAGGAUGCGGAGGGCCGUGCUGCGUCAAUGCACUCGGGUGAUUGAUGGGCCCAAGUGGGACGAAGUGGUGCUGGUUACACUGGGCCACCCUGGAACUGGUGUGUGA